This is a messenger RNA of Ctenocephalides felis (cat flea), 2296 nucleotides long. Its product is annotated as protein kinase C-binding protein 1-like. NCBI's taxonomy places the organism in Eukaryota, Metazoa, Arthropoda, Insecta, Siphonaptera, Pulicidae. The record is from RefSeq and is a predicted model, not a curated record.
AUGACUGUAUCAAAUGGCAAUUUAGUAGAUGUUAGAUUUUUUGGAGCACAUGAUAAAGCAUGGAUACCUAUGAAGGAUUGCUUGCUUUAUAGUGAGAAAGAUCCAAAUUUCAGUGAUAAAGGAAAACGCUCUGAUUUCAUCGAAUCACUUAGGGAGUUAGCUAUAUAUGUGAAAAAUCUUGAGCAAAAAUUUGGAAAAUUUUGUCAUGCACCAUUCAAAACUCCAUAUCCUAAUGAUCAAGCAGCUAUUUAUAGUAUAAUGUUACCUUCAUAUAAAUUCAAAUCAGAUAUUGCAAAUAAAAAAAUAAUAACAAAACAAAAAGUUUGUGACAUAACGGAUAAACUACUAGAGGACACAAAAGGUAACAUGAAAAUAAAUAAUUCGUUAGAUGAGGAUAGUUAUAUUGAAGGAUAUGAUACUGAAGAUGAGGAAGCACUAAAAGAUGUAUCAAAUGAAUCUGUUGAUAAUGUAAAUGAUAUGAAAAUUAAACAAACACCUUUGCGUGCACGUGUUAGAAUGAGAGGUGGUAAAAUUAAUUCAACAGGAAAAAUAAAGGUAAUAAAAAUUAUGAAAGAACAUAUGGAAGAUCAAGUGAUAGAAUCUCCAGAAUCUAUGAAAACUGAAUUUUCAUCCCAAAAAAAUGACGAUAAUGACACAAAAGCUACUGAUACUAUGAUGCAUAAUGAUAGUAAAACUAAUAAAAGAAAACUAAGUACAAACAGUCUAGAAGUGCAGGAGAAAAAAAUUAAGCCAGACGAUAUUCAAGAAACUGUAUCAGCAACACCCACUAAAAAUGUCAGCAAAAUUUCCAAAGAAAAGACUCCCGAAAUUAGUCAGAGUGUUUCAGUACUUGAUAAUAAAAGUGAUAAAGAUGAAGAUGUUAACUGCCUUGUAUCAGAGCAUGAAUUGAAUCCCAAUAAAGUUGCAGAAAGUAAUGCAGUUAAUACCCUCACCAUUGUAAACCAGCUACCUCAAAUUAGUAUAAUGGGGUGUCGAAAUCAAAUUCAGUUAGCAUCCCCUUGCAAUGCUAUUGUUAUACCUGACAGCACAAUAUCCUCAUUAGAUGUUGAAAUUAAAACUGAACCAAUUGAUGGUUAUGAUAUCGAUAAAUCAUAUAAUGCAUCAGAAUCCACUACUGAGGCAUAUAUUGAUAAUUCUACAAAAAAGCAAUCUGCUAGAAAAUCUUUUCCCAAUAAACCCAAGAUGAAUAUAUCGCCUGCAACCAAAAAUAAUUCAAAGGAGUCGGGAAGUAUUAAUCCUGCGAGUAUGGUUUAUAUACCACAAAAUUCUACAGCACCUAAAGUGGAAGCAAAGUAUCAAGUAUCAGCAGCAUCCUCAAAUCAACAGCAAACAUCAGCAUUUGUGUUACCUAAAAGACAAGAAGCUUCUAUUAAGAUUUGUAAUACUCCAAGAAAUAAUUCUUCCACAAUUGAUAAUAGUACAGCUUUCAAAAGUGCUGAUCUCAUAGAAGAGCAUAAUUACAGACACACAAAUGUACCUGUUGAAGAAAAGCAAGAAAAUAGAACUACUUUCGGUCCAUUAUCAACAUCUAUAAACACAAGUUUUCCAUCAGAAUGUGGUCCAGUUUCACAAAUUAUAAAUGAGAAUGCACUUAAGUUAUCAAGAUAUUUUCAAAAUUUGCUACAUCAAACAUUGGUUGAUUUUGGCAAUGCUGGUUCUACAGACGCCCAAGUUAAAAAAUUACAAGCUGAUAUUGAAAGUUUGAAGUGGAUUCAUAAGCAAGAGCUCAGUGAAAUAAAACACAAUACUGAGCUUAUAUUAUUAGAAAUAAGAAAUAGUUUUGAAAUAGAUAAUGCUCAUAAUAUAACAAAGUAUAAAAAGAAGGCAGAAGCUGAGCGAAUUCGGUGUGUUCAAGAAGCUAAAAGCAAGCAAUGGUGUGUUUAUUGUGGGAAAGAAGCUCAGUUUUAUUGUUGCUGGAAUACUUCAUACUGUGAUCAUGAAUGCCAACGAAAGCAUUGGAAUACCCACAUGACCCUUUGUGGCCAACACAGAGACACUAAUCAAGAUGAUUCUUCAACCUUAAAUAUAAAUGAUUCAAGAUCAAAAAUAAAGACUAAGACCAUAAAUCAAAAUAUUAUACAAUCUUUCAAAAGAACUCCGAAAUUGAAACAUAAUUUGGAUAAACCUACAAUAUCCAAUAAAUUCUAUUUAGAAAGUCCAAUCAUUUGAACAUUUCAAAGUGUUCGUUCAUAGAUUCUAGAAAAAUCACAUUAUAGAUUCCCACAUAAAAGCAAAAAUAUUAAUGAUUUUGAUGACAAUUUAAUAUGAUGAAUAU